This is a messenger RNA of Racocetra persica, 272 nucleotides long. NCBI's taxonomy places the organism in Eukaryota, Fungi, Glomeromycota, Glomeromycetes, Diversisporales, Gigasporaceae. The record is from the annotation of a GenBank genome assembly.
AUUUGAUAGAAGUUUUUGCAGAAGCUAUUGAUGCCUUAUUGUAUGCUGGUAUAAUAAUUUCACAAAGGUAUCUAGAUAAAAAAAAGACAGCCAUUACUGAUAAUUAUCUAUAUAGAGUUGAUUUAUAUCUAGAAGCUAAAAAAGAUAAUAUCAAAUUAGAUAAAUCAAAAUCGAAUCUUAAAGAAAUAAUUGAAGCUGACAAAGAUAGUUCACAAAAUCAGAAAAUAGAAAACGAAGAGGAUAUUUUAGAAGUAUUUCGAAAAGAUAAGCAA